Messenger RNA from Funneliformis mosseae, 1560 nucleotides. Lineage: Eukaryota; Fungi; Glomeromycota; Glomeromycetes; Glomerales; Glomeraceae. The record is from the annotation of a GenBank genome assembly.
AUGUCAAACUUUUUUGAAUUACCAUCAGAACAUUGGACGUUUGAAAAAAUUGCGGCCCACUAUUGCUUUGAAAGCGAAGCUCGUGUUUUCGAUCGUAUUAAAAAAGAUCUAACGUCACGUUCUAACAUGAAAGACGAUUCCGCACUGCUAGCAAAACAGCUUGUAACGUCCGACUGGAAGAAACUCGUCGAACGUGUGAAAACUUGUUUAACUGUCGACAUGAUCAGGAGAGAAGCUACCAUUUCUACAUACACAGAUGGAGCAAAAUCUAUGGCGAAGGUUCACAUGGAUAUUCUUAAUAACAUCGACCAUGUAUCAUCUUUUAAGCGACCCCAUGAUUUGGAAAAGGAUGAUACCAAUCCAAGAAAGCGACCGAUUCAGAAUCCAUCCGCGUCUGCUUCCUCCGCAAUUGAUUAUGACGAACCAUCUGCUUCUGAUAACAGGCCAUCUUCUUCCUCAGAAGUUGGUGAUGAUGAAUUAUCGGAUAAUGAGAUUUCACCUUUUGAACUUGACCUAGUAAAAUUUGAUAAAGCGUACUCGGAAUUGGACCCCAAUUGCAUGUGGAUACUUAAGAGUGGUCGAAAGGUGGAAGAGGUUAUCUAUAAGUUUGCGAGAAAUUUACCUGGAGAGACAUGCUUACAUUCAUUUAUAAUAAAUGAUGCCGACACAGAUGCUGAAUCAUUAUUCUCCACGGAAGAAUGGGAUGAAAUUACUAAUUUAGAAUCUAAGGACUUUCCAAAUCUUGAACGUUCUCUUAAAGACUUAAUGAAAAAAUAUACAGUUGACAACAUAAAACAAUUACAAAAGUUAAUUCUUGAACCAUUUGUAGAUGAAUACGAUAAUGAACUUCAUUUCGAUCAUAACUAUAUAAAUUAUGCAUAUCGAAGUAUGUUAUUCCUAUGGCAAAAAGCUCAAAAUCCCUUUAUUGAUUCAAAGUUAGAAGGGUGGUAUCAGAUGAACAUAUGGGGUCGUUUGAUAGACCCAGCUUUUGAUAAUCAGAACUUUGAGUUAGCACGUGGUGAAAGCAUGAGUUUCGCUUCUAGUGACAGGAAGAACCAUAAGAGAACAAUUAAUGAUAGAAAGAAGAUUGGCCGUAAAGGCGAUGGAGUUUUCAGACUAAGUGGAGAUCGUUUAGAAUUUGGCGCGACAGAAGCUGGACGUCAGCUUGCUGUGGCGUGUGAUGGGAAGGAAGAUCUUGUAAGAAAGUUGCAAGUGGUAGGAAUUUUACAUGGAGCUAACAGGUUUCAGCUACUAAUAAUGGACUAUCCCAAGGGAUACAUUUCUCGUGUUAAACAUAGAAAAGUUCACACAGUUGCCGGACGUUUAAAUAAGUCAGAACCACUUGCAUACACUUUAAAAGAAAUAUUAUGCGCUAAGGCUAUCAUUAAUCAGACUUUGGACAUGAUAAAUACGAAGAAUAAUGUUAAUCUGGAAAAUUUUCUUGACGAUUCUGAUGAAGAAGGAUAUCGCACGCCUCCUCGGACUGUUGCCACACCUAAAACUUUCAUAACUCCAAAGACAAAGCGAACUUUAGAUGUAAUUAAUAAUGAUAGCGAAUAG